AUGGACGCAUAUCAAAUAAACUUUGCUGCCUUAAUCGGGCUCUGCGGCGCACUUUUCCUCGCCCAGCCCAAGGCAAAGGAGGCGACUUCAGAGACGAAAGGGAGUAAAGCGGGCGACAAACAGACAAAAAAGAGUGCCGACAAAACAGACGCGUCGCAAUGGCCGUUUCUGGUGGUUUUCUGUCUGGUGAUGGGAUCUGACUGGCUACAGGGUCCUUUUCUCUACUCCCUCUACAGGGAAGAGCAUGGCAUAUCGGCCUCGAUUGUGUCGACGCUCUUCACCACGGGGUUCCUCUCAGGUGCCGUCAGCGGCUACUUUGUCGGGACCCUGGCCGACAAGCACGGGCGCAAGGCCGCCUGUCUGCUAUUCUGCGCUGCCUACGCCGCCUCAUGUCUUCUCACCACUAUCCCAUCCAUCCCACUGCUCUUCGCAGGUCGUGUUCUCGGCGGCAUCAGCACGAGCAUGCUCUUCAGCGUCUUUGACAGCUGGAUGGUGACCGACUUUCAGAACCGAAAGCUCGCCGACAAGGGAGGCGACCUUUCGCGGACAUUUGGGCUCAUGAGCACGCUCAACAGCGUCACUGCGAUUGUCAGUGGCGUCUUCAGCGAGUGGAUCGUGGCCGUGACUGGGACUCGCAGGGCGCCGUUCGUGACGAGCAUGCUGCUACUGGGAGUCGCCGCAUAUUGUAUAUCCUCGAAAUGGGCUGAAAACUAUGGAGAAUCUGCCAAACAAGAAAAGAAAAAGGACGACAAGGCCGAGGUCAUUGUCGACCACACCAACAAGCUCUCGCACAUCCUAACCGACCCCAAGAUCAUAGCCUUGGGCCUCGCCUCAACCAUGUUCGAAGGUUCCAUGUACCUGUUCGUCUUCUUCUGGUCGCCCGCCCUUAACGCGGCCAAGACUAACGAUGCCGGCCUGCCGUACGGCAUCAUCUUUGCUUCCUUCAUGGCCUCUGGCCUGGCUGCCUCGCUCUUCUUCAACGUCUUUAUGGAACGCGGCCUGCUGCGUUACAUAACGCUCAUGAUUAUGAUCCUCGGCGCUGCCGACGUCUGCUUCGUGUCGCUCUCGGGCGCGCCGAGGUCGGAGCAGUCGACCUUUUGGAUCUUUUGCGCCUUCGAGGCCUGCGUCGGAAUGUACUGGCCCUGCAUGGGCCUGCUCAAGGGGAAACUCAUCAGCGACGGCGCCAGGGCCCAGGUCUACUCGGUCCUCCGCAUCCCGCUCAACCUGUUCGUCGUCGUCUCGCUCAUGCUGACCGAGGGAGACGCGGGCUAUGCGCAGGUGUUUGGGGCCUGCUCCAAGCUGCUGAUGUUUUCAUGCUUGGGGCUCGGGGCUAUGGUUAUGAAUGAGGAACAUUUGCCUUGA
Molecule: messenger RNA, 1362 nt
Organism: Pyricularia grisea
Lineage: Eukaryota; Fungi; Ascomycota; Sordariomycetes; Magnaporthales; Pyriculariaceae
Exons: 3
Coding region: 1-1362 (453 amino acids)
Biological process (GO): molybdate ion transport
Cellular component (GO): membrane
Molecular function (GO): molybdate ion transmembrane transporter activity
Source: RefSeq, a predicted model, not a curated record